Messenger RNA from Daucus carota subsp. sativus, 1246 nucleotides. RefSeq lists its product as uncharacterized. The coding region runs from base 218 to 1024 and encodes 268 amino acids. The record is from RefSeq and is a predicted model, not a curated record. The transcript is spliced from 5 exons. NCBI's taxonomy places the organism in Eukaryota, Viridiplantae, Streptophyta, Magnoliopsida, Apiales, Apiaceae. Gene Ontology annotation, molecular function: peptidase activity. Gene Ontology annotation, biological process: protein modification by small protein removal.
AUAGAAGAGCUGCGGCCCAAGUCUUCCACCCUCCAAGCUCUUUCAGCCCAGGUCUAUAUAUACUCACACGCCUAUACAUACAACAUAUACAUACAAAUUUAAGCACAUUGAUUCUUUGUUUUCUCCGCUGACCAAUUUAAGCACCCAUUUUAGUUCUUGAGAUACAUUACAGAGUUUACAGAGGGCAGACUAGCAGUUGCAUAUUUAUAUAUUAAGGAUGGCUGAGGAAGGUCACAAGGUCAGCUUGAACGUUUAUGACUUGAGUCAAGGAAUGGCCAGGAAUUUGUCAAUGGCAUUCUUGGGGAAAACUAUCGAAGGCAUUUGGCAUACAGGAAUAGUGGUUUAUGGCACCGAAUACUACUUCAGCGGUGGUGUGCAGCAUGCACCUGUUGGAACUACACCAUAUGGGACACCGAUCCGAGUGGUUGAUAUUGGUGUCACUCAUGUCCCCAAAGAUGUAUUUGAAAUGUAUCUGGAAGAGAUCAGCCCCCGGUAUACGGCGGAGUCAUAUAGUUUGCUCAAACACAACUGCAACAAUUUCAGCAAUGAGGUUGCACAAUUUCUGGCGGGGGCUACUAUUCCAGAAUACAUCCUGAAUCUUCCUAAUGAAGUCACAAGCAGUCCUAUGGCUGCUCUCAUAUUGCCUAUGAUAGAAAGACUAGAGACAACUAUGAAAGCUGGUGCGGUGCCCCAAGCCCCCCAGUUUCAGCAACCUAUACUGUCAACACCAGCCAACAAUGUUGCAUCCAGUGGAGUGAAAAAAGAAGAGAAAAAACCAGAGGUGACUAAACCAAAGGUAGAAGAGAAACCUGUCAAGUCUGGAGCACCUAAUACAAGUGCAGCAUCGACCAGGGCUAAGCCAGCAGAUCCUCUCGGGGACGCAAGGAGCAAGGUGCAAGAAGAGAUCACCAAUGAAUUUGCUGCAAUCAUGGCGAGUGGAACCUUGCGUGCCAGUGAGGCUGCAGCACUCGCAACUAAGCGGGUGAUGCAAAGAUAUGGAAGCACCAACUCUGUGCAGAGCUAGUCCCAUUCUUGAUUAAUCUUGUCACCAUAAUGGAAUUUGUGAUUAUGUGCUACUUAUUAUUGUUAGAAAUAUUGGGUCAGCUCUUUCAACUAGCGAAAGAUGAACCGCUCACAUUUAUAUUAUAGCUGUUGUCCAUGGCUAUAAACUAUUAUUCAAUGAUUAAGUAUCGAAUUGUAUGCCUCAUCUUUAAAUGACAUUUUCUAGGUACUAAAGUGUUGGCUA